Molecule: messenger RNA, 2244 nt
Organism: Trichoderma gamsii
Lineage: Eukaryota; Fungi; Ascomycota; Sordariomycetes; Hypocreales; Hypocreaceae
Exons: 6
Coding region: 1-2244 (747 amino acids)
Biological process (GO): oxalate metabolic process
Molecular function (GO): oxidoreductase activity; FMN binding
Source: RefSeq, a predicted model, not a curated record
AUGACAGUCUCCGAUCUCAAGAUCCAGGAGCCAAUCACGCUCCCAUGCGGCCUCACGCUCCCCAACCGGCUCUCCAAAGCCGCCAUGGCUGAAAACUGGGCAGACAACGAAUAUCUUCCCACUGAGAGUAUGCUCAAGAUUUACGAGACGUGGGCAGAGGGUGGAUGGGGAUCAGUCCUCACAGGCAACGUUCAAGUGGAUGUCAGAUAUCUCGGCAGCACCUGGGAUGUGAGCCCCGAUGAGAACAUUGAUAGGGAGAAGACUCUCGCGUCUUGGAAGAAAUGGGCAAAGGCGAGCUCCAAAAACGGCACUCCCGUCAUCAUGCAAAUCAACCAUCCAGGACGGCAAAGCCCUGGCGGUGCCGGCAAGAGGGGGUUUUUUGACAAGGCGAUUGCUCCCAGCGCGAUCCCGCUGCGUAUAGGGGAUGGAAUUGUCGCCAAGAUCGCCUCUGCAAUCAAGUUCGGCACACCAAAAGAGAUGACGGUUGAGGAUAUUCAGCAGGUCAUUGCGCAAUUCGUUGAGACUUCCAAACUGGCGGCCGAGGCAGGCUUCGCAGGCGUUGAACUCCACGGGGCUCACGGCUAUUUGCUGUCACAGUUUUUAAAUCCUUCGUCCAACCAUCGCCAGGAUGAGUUUGGCGGAUCACCCAAAGCACGAGCCAAGAUCAUUGUAGAUAUCAUCAAGGCUGUGAGAGAGGCUGUUCCAAAGAGCUUCUGUGUCGGCAUCAAGUUGAACAGCGCAGACUUUAGGAACAAGGAGCAGCUCGCGGCUUGUAUCGAGCAGCUGGAGGAAAUCACUGGCGCUGGCAUCGAUUUCCUUGAGAUCAGCGGUGGUUCAUAUGAAGACCCAGAGAUGAUCCAAGGGCCAAAGUCAGCCAGCACCCUGUCCCGCGAAGCUUUCUUCCUUGAUUUUGCAAAGGAGAUCCGUGGUAGAUUUAGAAGCGUUCCAUUAAUGGUAACAGGCGGCUUCCGCAGCCGUGAGGCCAUGGAGAGCGCACUUCGAGAAGACGCUUGCGAUAUCAUUGGCAUUGGCCGACCUGCCGUGCUUAACCCGUCCUUGCCCAAAAACUUGAUUUUCAACAAGGAGGUCAAGACUGAAGAUGCAAAGGCAUAUGCCAGAAAAGCGCCGGAUCUGCUGCUUCCUAAGCUGCUGGGCAUCAAGAUUAUGGCCGGAGGAGCUGAGACGAAUCCCAAUAAUUUGGGCGAGCAGUCUACCGACAAUGGCGUUGUCCCAAACCUCAAAUGGAGCUUCUCCGACUCCAGAACGCGCAUCUUGAAAGGCGGUUGGGUUCGAGAGCAAGUCGUCACCGAUCUUCCCUCAAGUCCAGAUGUUUCAGGCGCUCAAUUUCAUCUGGAGAAGGGAGCUAUUCGAGAGCUUCACUGGCAUCGAGUGGCCGAAUGGGGCUUCGUCUAUGCCGGUCACGUAACUGUGUCGGCCGUCAACGAGAACGGCGGGUACGAGGGUGCAGAACUCGGCUACGGCGACAUAUGGUACUUCCCCAAGGGAGUUGCACACUCAGUACAGGGCCUUGACACCGAGAAUGAGUUUCUCCUGGUUUUUGACGACGGCGAUUUUGACAAGAUUGGCACCACUUUCCACGUUGACGACUGGAUCGCUCAUACCCCUCGCUCAGUUCUCGCAAAGAACUUUGGCGUUGACGAAUCCGUCUUCGAUUCUAUCCCUCCCGCCGAUCCGUACAUCAUCAACGGGACGAUUAGCACACACAAUGUCACAGGAGCUUCCCCUCCGCUCUCUGGCGACAGCUCUUUCGUCUAUCGAACGCUGCAGCACGCUCCUGAGAAGAUUGGUGGAAGCGGCGGGGAGCUCCACAAGAUUGACUCGACCAACUUUCCAAUUAGCAAGACGAUAGCUGCAGCAUUGGUAACGUUGAAGCCCGGUGCUUUACGAGAGCUGCACUGGCAUCCAAACGCCGCGGAAUGGCUCUACUUCCACAAAGGCACCGCCCAAGCCACCGUCUUCAUCGGCAACGCCGCCGCCCGCACAUUCAACUUCCGCGCCGGCGACACGGCAGCGUUCCCGGACAACUCGGGGCACUACAUCGAAAACACGUCAGACACGGAGGACCUCGUCUGGAUCGAGAUAUACAAGUCGGACCGCGUGGCCGAUAUUUCACUUACCCAGUGGCUCGCACUGACGCCGCCGGAUAUUGUUGCGCAGACGCUAAAGGUGCCGUUGGAGUUUGUAGAGAAGUUGAAGAAGGAGAAGCAGGUGUUGGUUCAGUAA